ACACAGGAGCUCCUGGGAUUCCAGGUACCUCAAGAGGCUCAGUUUCAGUCACCGCAGGCCCCCCAGGCCCUCCAGGUCCCCCUGGCCCAACUGGCCCCACUGGCCCCGCUGGUUCUUUCGCUUCCUCUAGUGAGAUGCGGCAGUACAUCAGUGACUAUCUGAGUAGAUACAGACUUAGUGGUAUGCAAGGUCCUCCAGGCCCACCUGGGCCUCCAGGACUCCCUGGAACCUUCUCAGGGUCAAUGGAGGACAUCUCUGCUCGUGUCGUUGCAUACAUUCAACGAUCUGAUUCAGGCCUGAGAAUUGGUGUUCAGGGCCCUCCAGGACCACCUGGCCCUGCCUCUGGAUCCCUGACGGUCAGUGCUCUCAUCGCCAUGCUUCAGAGAGAAGAUGUGAGAAGAUAUUUGGCUGGACCACCAGGGCCACAAGGGCCCCCGGGACCAGCAGGAGGACUGUCGGGCACUUACAGAAUAGAGGAGAUAGCCACAUACAUCUUUAACAUCAUGAACGAGAGGGGCAUUGCUAGAGGUCCACCAGGGCCACGAGGUCUUCCUGGGCCUCCUGGAGCUCCAGGUGCAGGGUUCACAACUGCUACGAUUGACUACUCUGCCCUGAUCAAAAAUUCAGACUUCCGUUCGUGGAUCACUUCUGCUGUACAACAAGGUCCUCCUGGUUCUCCAGGUGUUCCAGGGCUACCUGGCCCUCCUGGUCCUCAGGGGCCUCCAGGAUUCUCCACUGCCACUGUGUUUGGGUCAGGAGGUCGUGGCUACAGCCUGGAGGAUAUUCAGCGUUACCUGCAGGCUUCAGGAUACAGAGGUCAACCGGGCCUUCCUGGUCCUCCGGGUCCUCCUGGUCCACAGGGUCCACCAGGCACCGUCACUGGUUCAGUUUCCUACAGUGGGAACUUCCCUCGAGAGAGCAUUCAUACCGAAAUUCAGCAGUAUCUGACUAGUGACAGCGUUCGACGGUCUAUUAUCGGCCCUCCGGGACCUCCAGGUCCAAUGGGUCAGAAGGGGGAACGUGGAGAGCCUGGUUACUCCCAGAGCUACAUACAGAGCCAAAGUUACACACAUGGCGGCUCCCAAUACAGCGCUCAGCGCAGAGAGACUGAUGUCAGUAAGCACACAGAGACCAUGGACUACUCCAACGUUGCCAUGAAAGUCACAGACUACAUCAAGAAUCAAGGUCUGCUGCAGCAGUAUCUUUCAGAGGGACCAUGGAGGACAAGUGUCAGAGCAAUUCAAGGCCCCCCUGGUCCACCCGGCCCUCCCGGACCACCUGGUUACAGUCGCGUGAUCGGAACCUAUGGAAAUAUCACAGCUGACCUUAUGGACUUCUUCAGGACUUACGGCACCAUCCCCGGACCUCCAGGAAAUCCAGGACCAAAAGGAGACAGAGGGUACCCAGGGCCUAAAGGAGACAAGGGGGAUCCUGGACCUCCAGGUUUACCUGGAAUACCAGGAUCGUACACGGUCCAGAUUCCACACAGAGUGCAGAAGAGAGAAGCAGAUAAUAAAGUGGGUCGUCAUAAGCGGCAUCGUCGCCAAGCCACCGGUGGAUGAAGGGYGUACUACUGGAUCUGGUCAUUUUAUUUCAGCUUUACUCAUUUUGACUGUUGUUAAACCGUACCAAACAGAUCAGAUGUGCUCUAUCUUUUCUGCAUUUUUAAACAAGAAACACUAGUUUAACAUAAAAAUGCAUUUAUUCUAGAGGUAUUGGCUUGUGUUUCAGUGACAGACUUCCAACUGUUUCACAUAUGGGUGUAUAAUGUUUACUUUGCUUAGUUAGAAGCUUGCGUUCACUUUAUCAGGGGCAGCUUUAUUGGACAGAAUAUACAGCAUCAACCAAUAAGUAGCAGUUGCUUUUGGAUUUUAAUUGCAUCUUUUUUAACCAUUUGUUAUUGUUUUUUAUAUUUGCUGAGAUUUGAGAGUUAGACUGUAAUUUAGGACUAUAUGACUUAAGUAUCCAUCAUGCAUUCAUCCCAUAGGACAAAAUAGUUUACUUAAAAAAAACAUAUUUGAACUUGACUCAGUCUCAGUCAGAGUGAAGGUCAUUUUAGAAGGUUCAUUUUAAGGUUUACUUGAAAGGUUGUUGGUAAAGACUGGUUACGUGUGUAUGAUAGAGACAAUGACUCAGAUGAUCAGUGAGACGUGGCUGAUUCAAUUGUAUAUUUUUGUUAAAGAGCACUGAAUUUGAUAUGUUUGUUUACCUUUUUGAGUUUAGGAGUGAUUAAAUUAUAAACGCGAGCUUUUGAUCAAUAUAUUUGAAAGACAAAAAUAAAUUUAUUUUUGGACUUGUGA
Messenger RNA from Austrofundulus limnaeus, 2300 nucleotides. RefSeq names its product collagen, type XVII, alpha 1b (gene col17a1b). Gene Ontology annotation, molecular function: extracellular matrix structural constituent conferring tensile strength. Gene Ontology annotation, biological process: extracellular matrix organization. The record is from RefSeq and is a predicted model, not a curated record. Lineage: Eukaryota; Metazoa; Chordata; Actinopteri; Cyprinodontiformes; Rivulidae.